This is a messenger RNA of Ambispora gerdemannii, 2565 nucleotides long. The record is from the annotation of a GenBank genome assembly. Lineage: Eukaryota; Fungi; Glomeromycota; Glomeromycetes; Archaeosporales; Ambisporaceae.
AUGAAUCAACUAAGUGAGCAAAAAGAUUUACAAUUUCGACUUCCAACUCCGAUGGACUGUAGCGAGUUUCAAUUUCCUUUCGAGCCAUAUAGUAUCCAGUAUGAAUUCAUGCAAAAACUUUAUACUGCCAUUGAAAAAGGACAAGUAGCCAUAUUCGAGAGUCCUACGGGCACGGGGAAAUCUUUAAAUUUGAUUUGUGGCGCAUUAAAAUGGCUUAAUGACAAUGCUUCGAGGCACGAGAAUCCGUUGGGGAGUAAUGUAGAACGCGACACUGCCUCGAAUGAACCGUUGUGGGUAUUGGAGUAUCAUCGAGAGCAAAUUCGUGAACGAGAGAAACAAAAAAAGCAGGAAUUGGCUAACAGAAUCAGAAGAAUUAGAGAACGUGAACUUGCUCAACGGAAAACCUCUUCCAGUAGUUUUCUUUCUCGUAAAAAAAUGAAAAUUAAACACGAGAAUGAGCUCCAUCCAAUCAAUAAUAACAAUAACGAGAAUGAAGAAGCACCUGAAGAAUUUGCUCUUGAUGAUUAUAAUAGUGAUGAUGGCGACAAUAAAAAUGAAUCCAACAAUAACUUCGGUGAGAAUUAUUCCGCUGAAGUAAAAGAAUUAUUAGCAAGAUUUCAAGACAAUCAAGAAUUUGAACUAGGUGACGAGAAAAUUUAUUAUUGUUCUCGAACACAUUCCCAAUUGGCGCAAUUUAUUCAAGAGAUCCGAAAGACUAGCUAUGCUGAUGAACUGAAAUCAGUUUCAUUGGGUUCUCGAAAGAAUCUAUGCAUCAAUGAAGAAGUUCAGAAGUUGAAAAAUGCCGCACGAAUGAAUGAACAAUGCAUGGAAAUGCAAAAACCUAACACGAAAUCAGAUAAAAAGUGUCCUUACUUUUCCAAAAUUGGAAAAUCGCGCAUGUUGGACUUUAGAGACCAUGUGUUGGCCUUAGUACGUAAUAUAGAAGAACUUGUGGAGGUGGGUCAAAAACUAGAAACUUGUCCUUAUUACGGUACAAGAAAAAGUAUCAAGCAAUCUCAGAUUGUAACCCUCCCCUAUAACCUUCUCCUAUCAAAAUCAACUCGUGAGUCAACAGGGAUUUCCUUAAAAAAUAAUAUCGUCAUAAUUGAUGAAGCCCACAAUUUAGCAGAGACAAUAACAGCGGUACAUACUGUAUCUGUUGAUCAUUCACAAAUAUCGCGUGCACAGUUACAAUUAACUAAAUAUCUUGAGCGAUACAAGCGACGAUUAAAAGGGAAAAAUAUCGUUUAUAUUCGUCAAAUUUUAGCUUUGUUAGAUGCAUUAACUAAAUGCUUGAAUCAAUGGACGAAAUCAUGCGAGAAUAAAGAAAGUUGCGAGGAAAUCAAGAUGGUAAAUGAAUUUGUUCAUAAUUUAAAUAUUGACAACUUGAAUUUAUUUAAACUCGAAAAAUAUCUGAAAAGGAGUAAUCUUGCGCGAAAGCUUAAUGGAUUUAUUGAUAAAACGGAAUUCCACGAAGUUAAAAUACAUCCAAGAAAUGAUGAUGUGAAUAAUUACUUUUCUUCGAUUCCCUGUUUAAAUCAAAUUGAGAAAUUCUUUAUGUCAUUAACAAACGGAGAUAUUGAUGGACGUGUCAUCCUCGGAUUCAUGCCGAUUGCAGGCACAUCAAAAUAUCAACCCUACGUAAAAUAUUUAUUAUUGAAUCCUUCAAAUCAAUUUAAAGACAUUGUGAUGGAAGCAAGAAGUGUAAUUCUAGCAGGUGGAACAAUGGAACCUGUCAAAGAUUUGAUUGAUCAAUUGUUUCCGUAUCUCCCACCAGAAAAAAUCGAUCGAUUUUCUUGUGGACAUGUUAUUCCUAAAGAAAAUCUAUUAACUUUGGCUGUGUCGAAUGGACCUGCUGGGAUGCCAAUGGAAUUUACCUUUGAGCAUCGAACAGACGAGAAGUUGAUUGAUCAAUUAGGCCAAACCAUCUCAAAUCUUUGCAACAUCAUUCCAGAUGGUGUUGUUUGUUUUUUCGGAUCAUAUGCAUAUCUAGAAAAAGUAUAUCUCCGUUGGCAACAGAAUAAUACAUUGGAAAGAAUACAAAAGCGUAAAAGAAUAUUUUGUGAACCUCGCCAAUCCAAUGAAGUCGACAAAACUUUGCGCGACUAUUCAGCACAUAUUCAUUCGACACCAACCGGAUCUAAGAAUGGUGGUGCUUUGCUUUUUUGUGUGGUAGGAGGUAAAAUGAGUGAAGGCAUUAAUUUUGCAGAUCGAUUAGGAAGGGGAGUUCUAAUGGUAGGACUACCAUUUGCAAAUAUGAAUUCUGCAGCAUUGAAAGAGAAAAUGAAAUACAUUGAUCAAAAACGUCAAGAUAUACGAUCUGGAAACUUACAUUCAUCCGGGAAGGAAUAUUACGAGAAUUUAUGCAUGCGAUCAGUUAAUCAAUCAAUUGGUCGUGCGAUCCGACACAAAAGUGACUACGCAACGAUUGUGUUGAUUGAUCGACGAUUUAGUACACCUCGUAUUAGACAAAAAUUACCCGUAUGGAUUGGCGAGAAUGUGAUGGAGUGCCCAAAAUUUGGCGUUGCUAUUGUUUUGAAUUUCGUGUUACACAUGAUCUUGUAA